AUCGCCCAACAAAAGACUUACUAACUCGACCCAACCGAGUAGUAGUCAUAACAAGUUUAUAUUUGUUCCUCGUGUUAACAUAAUAAAUGUCACAGUUUCUAGAAAAUUACUCAAUGUGCUUAUGAACAUACAGAACAUUAUCAAAAAUGUAUUGAGUAGCAACAGUCAAAACGUUUAUUUCUAUAAAUUUUUCUCUUAAUGAUUCUUUAGGACCUAGGUUAUAAAUCGCGCGAAUAGCCCUCUUCUGCAGCACAAAGAUAGUAUUAAUAUCGGCCGCACUGCCCCAUAACAAUAUACCAUAGGACAUAAUACUAUGAAAAUAACUAAAGUAUACCAAUCUCGCCGUAUCUAUGUCAGUUAACCGUCUAAUUUUCUUAACCGCAUAUGCUGCAGAACUCAGCCUAUUCGCCGAUCCUUCAAUAUGAAUGUCUCAGUUUCUAGAAAAUUUCUCAAUGUGCUUAUGAACAUACAGAACAUUAUCAAAAAUAUAUUGAGAAGAAGAGAAGAAGGAAAAAAAAGUAACUUAAAAGAAAUAUUUAUAGUGACUAUUCAAAAGCGCUCAAAUUAAGCCUAAUUUAAUGAAGUUUAAUUGACUUUGACUUUGGUGUGUUGCGUUCCGGCGUUUCUCCACAGUGUGGUAUUGAAGACACUUUUUGUCACAUACAACUAAACUGCGCAAUACACUUUCUUGUGCGGUGUUUCCAGGACAAUACGACAUACGACGCGUACACCUUCCUAAAAGGCUGUCAAAGCUACUGUAAUUUCUCUGAUGUUGCAGGAGAAUGUGGGCAGCGGUGAUAACUUAACAUACCUGAUGUUGGUCACCUGAGCACUACGCUUGUUUGUCCUCCUCUUCAAAAAUUAAGUUAAUAAUACUUACAGCCCAAUAAAUUGUUCAUAAUAACAUCAUAAGCAAAAGUACGUACAUGAGGUAGGUAUGUACCUACUUUUGCUUGAGGGUUGGACAAGGUACCCGUAGAGAUACGAAGCCCUCUCUAAUAGAUUGAACUUUAGAAUCUAAUUAACAAUCAGGCCACAUUAGUUAUGUAAAUAACAUUAACAAUAUUUACACAAAAUUACAAAGUUUGAACGAAGCAAUUUCUUAAUUAAUGAUUACUAAUAACGGGCAGGGCUAUAAAUACUUACUUUUACAUCGGAAUUCGUUUUGUUUUGUUUGUGGCUGCAAUGGAGUUAAACCGUGUCUUCCCUUAUGAGAUCCAGGAUGUUUCUGAAGAGGAUAAAGCAUUAAUAUGGAAUAUUGAAAGUAAGUCAUCUUCAUCAUCAUCAGCCUGAAGACGUCCACUGCUGGACAAAGGCCUCCCCCAAAGAUUUCCACGACGAUCGGUCCUGCGCUGCCCUCAUCAAACGUAUUCCGGCGAUCUGGACCGGAUCGUCGGUCCAUCUUGUGGGGGGCCUACCAGCACUGCGUCUUCCGGUACGUGGUCACGAUAGCGUGGCGCGAUUCGAGUGCAGAGUGAGUCAUCUGUCCGUCGAACUAUGUGCCCUGCCCACUGCCACUUCAGUAAGUCAUACGUUUACAUAUUAUAAUUUAAAUGGUUGGAGAUGCCAUUGCUUAAUUAAAUUGUGGGGGUAUUCCGUAGAGCUUAUUGAUCUGAUUUCUGUAGCCGAAAUCCAGCACGACACCACAAGCUACAAGCUUUUUGCCAUACAAACGUUCUCGAAUCUUUUUUUCUUGAUUUUAUUAUGCCCCGAGAUCAAAAUUAUUUUCAAAUAAGAUCAUUAUCUGUGUCUCUCUGUAUUGCCCUUUUGGUGUCAUUGUUUUUGUAAGUGCGAGUACUUCAAGAAGUGUUUAAAACGGCAUAGCCAUAUAGGCCUAGUAAGCAAACCCGACAACAAUAACGGAAAAAAGAGAGCUGCGGGAAUUUACAUAAAAGCUUUGUCGAAAGUGCUAUUUCGUGUUAUAUUUAGCUCGAUACAUAGUACAUAGCUACCUACAGUCCGUGUGUUAUUAUUCAUAAAUACUUAACGGAGAUUUAAAACAUCGUUAAUAUAUUAUACUUUUUGUAAAAUGGUAUUUAUAAACGCAUGUUAGUGCUAAAAUUCUAAACGUCUUUCUUAUUUUCUUUACACUAAGUGUUAGGUCAUUUAUUCGUCUAGAUAUACAAUGACAGCUGUGAACACGUCGAAAAAAAUUGAGUAUAGAACUAACUUCUAUUUUGAGAAAUUCACGCACACUAACACAAAGUGUUAUAUAAAUCGCGAAUGUAAAACGUAGCUUGUUACGCACACUAAACUUGUAUUCCUGGCAUGUUUUCAUCGGUUGUCUAACAUCAGGAGACUCUAUACAGACGUAUAAAUUAUCUAAGCUCUAAGUACUUUAACUGUUGGAAUACAUUAACAGGAAUGAAAAUUACAGGCGACAAUGGUCUUCUGCAAACUUGUUUGUUCUGUUUUUACAUAUACUGCACUAAUUUAGUAUUUUAUGUUUUAUAUAAAUUGAAUUUGUACUUACUGACUUUAACCACAGGAGUGAAACAAAAUCAUGUGCAAGUGGGACCGAGCAAGUAUUACUAUCCUGACAUUUAUAGAGAACUGGGCCCCAAAUAUUACAAUUUCGCUAUUCGACCCAACGAUGUUUUUCUCAUAAGCCAUCCAAGAUCAGGAUCUACUUGGACUCAGGAAAUGGUGUGGCUUAUAAAUAACGAUCUGAAUUAUGAAACCGCCAAGUCCAUAGAUGUGAGCCGCAGAUUUCCACUUAUGGACCUCAACUUGGUUGUUCGAGUAGAGAAGUCAAGAAUAGAGCAGAUACAGGAAGAAGAAACAAGGGAACAUAUAUCAUCAAUCGUCGAGACUGUGUUCGAGGACCUUUCCCUCAGCACAUCGCAGCGUUUCAUCAAAACGCAUCUGCCAUUUUCUCUGCUUCCACCAGACUUGCCAGAAACAGCUAAGGUUGUUUACAUCGCCAGAGAUCCCCGAGAUGUGUUUGUCUCACUCCACCACAUCCUGAUACAUCGGUUCUAUUUCGACAGGCCCGAUGAGUUAUGGAAUCUUUAUCGACGAGGACUGAUCCCGUGGGGUCCAAUCUUUCCGCACAUCAAAGAAGGCUGGGCUGCGAGACACCAUCCAAACGUGUAUUUCAUAUUUUACGAAGAUGUAGUAACUGAUUUACCUGGGUCAUUGCGUCGUAUGGCGAACUUCUUCGGCAAGACCUUUACCAAUGAACAGAUCGAAAAGCUGGCUGAACAUCUCAGAUUCGAUAAUUUUAAAGAUAACGAUUCCGUCAAUCAGCAGAAGACUAUGACCGAACUUGGAGUGUGCAACGAACAAAGUCGAUUUAUUAGAAAAGGAAAAAUCGGAGAAUGGCGUCACCAUUUCAAUGAACAACAAAAACAAGAAGUAGAGGAAUGGAUGCGAGAAAAUCUUGCUGACACCGACAUCAAAUUCCCCAUAUAUAACUGAGUGAAAUAAAAUUAACAAACAAAA
Leptidea sinapis is the source of this 3444-nucleotide messenger RNA. RefSeq names its product sulfotransferase 1C4-like. The coding region runs from base 2365 to 3420 and encodes 351 amino acids. Gene Ontology annotation, molecular function: sulfotransferase activity. The record is from RefSeq and is a predicted model, not a curated record. NCBI's taxonomy places the organism in Eukaryota, Metazoa, Arthropoda, Insecta, Lepidoptera, Pieridae. Gene Ontology annotation, biological process: sulfation. The transcript is spliced from 7 exons. Gene Ontology annotation, cellular component: cytoplasm.